Messenger RNA from Colius striatus (speckled mousebird), 760 nucleotides. RefSeq names its product interleukin 1 receptor associated kinase 1 binding protein 1 (gene IRAK1BP1). The record is from RefSeq and is a predicted model, not a curated record. Bases 15 to 749 code for a protein of 244 amino acids. Gene Ontology annotation, biological process: immune response; canonical NF-kappaB signal transduction. The transcript has 4 exons. Lineage: Eukaryota; Metazoa; Chordata; Aves; Coliiformes; Coliidae.
GGGCUGCCGCCGCCAUGGCGGUGCCCGCGCUGCCUCCCGCCCGCGUUUUCGCCGAGCUUGCCCCGGCCCAGACCCCGAGCCCGGCAAGGCGCGCGGGCCUCCCGGGGCCGUCCGGGCGGGAGGUGCACGUGAGCGGCAGCGCGGAGCUGAGCGCCGCCCCGGACCGUGCGCGGGUGUCGCUGCGGCUGGGCAGCCGGAAAGGGGCGGCCGGGGAGGCGCGGAGCAGCGUGGCCCGCCGGCUGCAGUACAUCGCCCAGAGCGCCCGCCAGCGCGGCGUCCCGGAAGAAAAUAUGACUGUUACAGAGGAUUUCAGUAGAGUAGAAAAUACUUAUCAAAUGGAAGCAGAGGUCUGUAUCACAUUCAAUGACUUUGGAAAAAUGCAGAGUGUUUGCAAUCUACUCAUUGAAAAAUUAGGAACCUCUGUGACCAUCAGUCCACCUCAUUUCUACCAUACACCAGAAGCUGCAGAUGCCCUUCGGCGUCAGGUGUGCGUCGCUGCCUUCGGAAACACACGCCGGAAAGCUCAAGAAGUCUGUCGCCUGUUCGGCCAGUCACUGGGAAAGCCCUUAUUGAUAAGAGAAGAAGAAACAAAGGAAUGGGGAGGCCACAUGGAGAAUCACCUGUCAAACUCCCCGGAUUCACUGACUCUGCAAGACAGAAUCCAGAAUGCCACCGCUUAUGCCUCUUGUAGAGUUUUUGCUGUGUUUGAGAUAAAGGGAAAAGAAAACAGAAGGAACAAGUUGCUCUAAAAGCUUUCAAA